AUGUUCAAUUUCUUGUUCGGGCCGCCUACAGCGCCGCAGCGCGUGCCAACCGAUCAUGUCGUUCCCGUAGGGUUCUUUGACGACACCAUCAUCUUCAGGACAUUCGUCUUGUACACUCUUUUUGUGUUCGACGAUGUUCUCGACGUCGAGAAGCUCCACAGCUCGUUAGAGCGCGUAGUCGCCCGCCCCGGCUGGAAGAAGUUUGGAGCCAGAUUAAGAAGAAAUGACCGCGGAGAGCUGGAGCAUCACAUUCCGGCGGCCUUCUCUCAAAACCGCCCCGCCGUCGGAUUCGACCACCAGGACCUGAGCGAGUUGGCCGUAGAAGACCACCCCGCCGGCUUGCGUAUCCCGCGCCCGCCGCGCAAUGGCCGCCCGGCGAUUGUGGGAGACCCCGACGACCUAUCCGAGCUCGUAUACGGCCCCGAAGUCCCCAGGCGGCUCGACGACUAUCUCUACUCGGACCGGCCUCAGCUCGGCCUUCGAGUUGUCUCCUUCAAGAACUCAACCGUCGUCGUCCUGCAUUGGAUCCAUCUAGCCUGCGACGCCACGGCAAAACGGGCACUUCUCGAAGCCUGGAUGCUAAUGCUUCGAGGGAGGGAAGACGAGAUCCCCGAGCCGCUUGCACCCGACAAUUACGUCCUAGACAAUAUCGGCAACGACCCGGCCAAACCGCACGUCCUCGCCGAUCGCCGCAUGUCCAUGUCCGCUCUGGUCUUGUGGGCGCUCCGGAAUGCCAACUCGUUGCUCUUUCGUCCCAAAGAACAUCGCAUGGUCUGCGUGCCAGCUGCGUACCUCGCAAAGCUGAGAGAGAGCGCUCUGGCGGAGCUCAAUGCCCAAGCGACUGCCGCGGGGCAGGAGGAAGAAGCAUUCCUGAGCGAGGGAGAUGUUCUAUUGGCCUGGAUGACGCGCCUAGCAGUGGCGAAUAUCUCUAAGGAUUCCGAAACAACAAUCGCCGUACAGCAGGUAUAUCAGUGGCGUCCCGUCUUGGAAGAUCUCAUUCCUGCAAAUACGCCCUUCCUCAGCAACUGCCUCGGAUUUCUCGUUACCUUGAUGCCGGCAAAGGAUGUCCUCCAGAAACCACUCGGCUACCUUGCCUCCCACAUCCGCCGGUCGAUCGUGGAGCAAGGUUCGCGAGAACAAAUCGAGGCCUACGCAUCGAUCAUCCGGCAAGACCCCAAAAAUAGGGCGCCGCCCAUGUUCGGCGAAAGCUCGAUGCAGCUGCUGAUGUUUUCUAAUUGGCGCAAGGCAAACAUGUACGGACUUGAUCUGUCGGCGGCUGCCGUCAAGCCGAGGGAUGCUCCCUUGAUGCCGUCGUAUGUCCAGAGCAUGCAGGGCCCAUACAACUUCACCGACGGCAUUAUCAUUGUAGGCAGGGAUGCCGAGGGAAACUAUUGGCUGUCCGGAUAUAGGGUUAAGGGACUUUGGAACAUGAUGGAGGCAGAGAUGGCGAGAGAGAACAUCUAA
Molecule: messenger RNA, 1464 nt
Organism: Thermothelomyces thermophilus ATCC 42464
Lineage: Eukaryota; Fungi; Ascomycota; Sordariomycetes; Sordariales; Chaetomiaceae
Exons: 3
Coding region: 1-1464 (487 amino acids)
Source: RefSeq, a predicted model, not a curated record